Molecule: messenger RNA, 252 nt
Organism: Nezara viridula (southern green stink bug)
Lineage: Eukaryota; Metazoa; Arthropoda; Insecta; Hemiptera; Pentatomidae
Source: the annotation of a GenBank genome assembly
AUGCUUCAGGUGGCGCAGAACGGCAACUUCAAGUUGUUGCUUGAAGAAGUGCACAAGACCCCUGGUUGCGGCUUCCCGCGCCCGCCAACCGCCAGUUCCCGCCACAAGCCCCUCUUGACCUUGGCCGCCCUGACAUCAUCGCUAAUAAUAACAGUGAGAGAUAUCUGUCACCCAGCGAUAGCUCCCACAUCCCCUCCACUCCAUCAAGGAUCUUCCUCCCGAUAUUUUUUUAUGAUAGGAUGUGGAAAGUAG